UGUUUAGUUGGCACUGUCAACAUCAUCUAGGCCUCUACGUUUACGUAUACGCAUGAUAGCACAGCUUAGACUUCAGUCGUUGCAUAUUACUUUGCUUUGAAUUGAUAUGGAAACGUAAUCCAUGUGGAAGUGUGAGCAUAACUUAAACUUAUUUUGACUGUGAAUUAAUAUAUCGUACAUUAAAUUUAAUUUCAACGAAGAACUCGUAGUAUUUAUCUAAGAUGGCUGCAGAAGUAAGGUGGCUGUACAGUAUAGUUUUAUGUUUUCUAGUACGUGGAUUUUUAAGUAAUACCGCAUUUCAAAGAUUCGAGUACAAGUAUAGUUUUAAACCUCCUUACCUCGCUCAAAAAGAUGGCAAAGUACCUUUUUGGGAGUAUGGUGGAAAUGCCAUUGCUAGUUCUCAGAAUGUGCGAGUGGCACCAUCUCUUAGAAGUCAAAAGGGUGCAAUCUGGUCAAAAUUGAAAACGAACUUCCAAUGGUGGGAAGUUGACAUCCUUUUUAGAGUAACUGGAAGAGGCAGGAUUGGAGCUGAUGGUUUGGCAUUCUGGUUCACCCAAGAAAAGGGGGACUAUGAUGGUGAAGUUUUUGGAAGCUCAGACAAAUGGGUAGGGCUUGGAGUCUUCUUUGACUCAUUUGACAAUGACAACAAGCACAACAAUCCCUACAUCAUGGCCGUGGUCAAUGAUGGUUCUCGCCAGUUUGAUCAUGCCAAUGAUGGAGGCACUCAGAUGGUUGGAGGCUGUUUGAGGGAUUUCCGUAACAAACCAUUUCCUACCAGAGCUAAAAUAGAAUAUUAUAUGGGUACCUUGACCGUAAUGUUUCACAAUGGCAACACCAACAAUGAAGCAGACAUGGAAGUGUGCCUGCGGGUGGAAGGCAUCACUCUACCUACUAGUGGACAUUUUGGGCUCUCUGCAGCGACUGGGGGACUUGCAGAUGAUCAUGAUGUCUUACAUUUCCUAACCACCAGUCUGUUCCCACCUGGAGCAACACCACAGCCAGGAGUGCCUGGACAGGUGGGAGUAAGUCCAGAAGACCACGAGAAGUUGGCCAAGGAAUAUGCAGACUAUCAGCGCAAACUGGACCAACAAAAGGAGGACUAUCGGAAAGAACAUCCAGAGGUUGCUAAGGAUGAUGGGGAUCUGGAUGAGUGGUACGAGUCAGAUAAUCAGCGAGAGUUGCGCCAGAUCUUCGCAGGACAGAGUCAGGUGUUUGAGCAGGUGCGAGUGUUAAGCCAAAAGUUGGAUGAAGUGAUUGGUCGCCAAGAGCGUACCCUCAGCUUGCUGUCCAACAUUCAGAGUGGUAUACCAGCUCCUCAGAUCGUUCAAGUGCCUGGUGGUCAGCAGCAAGUGAUCGGUGAGACAAUCCGGCGACAUGAGGUCGAUCAUAUCAUUCUUAACCAGAACAAACUGAUCCUGUUGGCAGAAAAACUCAGAGAUUCCAUGUCCGAAGUUAUGGUGAAAUCAGAUAACAUCAUCAGCAAUCAGGCACGAGCUCCUACCGCCCAGGUUCAGAGUGUGGGGUAUGACAUGGUAUCCUUAGUCAACGAGCUGAGAGAUGGCAUCAACUCUGUGAAACGUGACGCAGCUGCCACUGCCCAAAAACUGGUCUCCCCUCCUCCAAGCAGCUGUCCCAAUCUCACUUGCGUUUCUCUACCCAUAUUUAUUUUCGUUGCAGUUGUGCAACUCCUCUGUUAUGUUGGCUAUUCAGUCUACAAGGACAACAAAGAAGCACAAGCCAAGAAGUUCUACUGAGAAGACGUCUACUGAGUUUAACCUCUUCAAUCCAACCUAGGCCAGAGCUGCUGCAGCAACUGAACAAUGCAUAUUUAAUUAGGGGUUUAUUUUUACCUCUUACUAAAUGAUGUUUAAUAACAUUUCAAGUUAAGGUUCUGUACAACAAUCCCCAUAUGUAGGGCUGGGAAUAAAUCACAGAAUUCACUUUUCAACUUUUUAUGUACUAAGUGUAUGAUUCUGUAAUUAGAGAUUUUUAUGAUGGUUUGAUUUUUAUUUUUGUUAUAUUAGGUGUUGUGCAAUAUGUAGCUUAUAUUGCAGUGUUAUUUUUGACAGAUUUUAAUAUGUCCGACUGUGUAAUAGGAUUUGUUGUUGUAGAAUAUUAUAAAUGUUAGAUUUUAUUUGGUGGGUUAUGAGCAGUAAGAUUUGUGUUUUCCUGAACUCCGUUUAAAAACUAAGGCUGUGGUAGUACAAUGGUGUAAGACAACUGGAUAUUCUUAUCAUCUCGAACAAAAGAAUUUAGAUAACCUUGUACUGAAAAUUUGUUUACCUCAUUUUUAUAUUGGUGUUUAAGAGUCUAUCCUAACACACACACAAACAACUAUAUUUCUUCCUUGAAAAUUACUUGUGUACAAUUAUAAACUUUGUGCACAAUUAGUUGUCUUUUAGUGAGUUAUACAAAUAUGAUUAGUUUUUAAGGGGAUAUAUGUGUUUCAAUGGUUAUUAUGUUUUUGAAUUAAUGGUUUUACUGAAAUAUAACGUAUAGAAUAGAGGUUAGUUUUUAUCUUCUCAGUGAAAUGAUGACUUAAGUUGCAUUUUUCUGACACAGUUCUGUAAUAACGAGACUGAAAAUGGGAUUAAAAAUUCAAGGCCUGAGCCAGUGUUAUGUGUAAUUAAUUUUAGGUAUGUAGGUUAAUUGAUGUUAAUAUUUUCCCAGCCCUAUUGUGAAUUCAUCAUUUAAAAACUCCAGCAAGAGUUAAAGAAUGUUUGGUUUAUAGCCUCAUAAGUACAUUCCGUUAGAGAAUAAUGAUUUGCUUAAGACUGUAAAGUGAGAAAGGUUUUGUUUGAAUCUCACAGACCACUAUUAUUCUGUUUGAUAACAAAUUUGGAAAAUUUCUUUUGGUUCUACUCGAAAUCCAAUGAAUUUAAUCUAAGAUUAAUUGUUCGUCAUUCACCCGUUGCUGUACACAAUUUUUGCUCAGUAUUCAGUUCAUCAUCUGCAUUAAUUUUAUCUUAUUCUGUUUCUUGAUACAAUUCAUAACUUCAUUAAAUUUAUGUCCUACUUAGAAACUUAGUUUAAAAUCUGGUUGUAUUUAUCAAGGUAUUGUAAUUUUGAUUCGAGUUUGUUUAAGUUUUAUAAAAAAAUUUUCUUAAAAUAAAAAUUUAAAAAUAUAAAA
Messenger RNA from Homalodisca vitripennis (glassy-winged sharpshooter), 3130 nucleotides. It is a transcript of the gene ergic53, whose product is annotated as protein ERGIC-53. Gene Ontology annotation, biological process: Golgi organization; endoplasmic reticulum organization; endoplasmic reticulum to Golgi vesicle-mediated transport. Gene Ontology annotation, molecular function: D-mannose binding. Lineage: Eukaryota; Metazoa; Arthropoda; Insecta; Hemiptera; Cicadellidae. Gene Ontology annotation, cellular component: COPII-coated ER to Golgi transport vesicle; endoplasmic reticulum-Golgi intermediate compartment; Golgi membrane. The record is from RefSeq and is a predicted model, not a curated record.